UUCAGGAACAUGGUGAGGAAGCGCGAGUGACCCUGUGUUAACUGGUGACUUUUAGGUGGGAGCGAAAUCUAAACAAGAAAGAAAUACAUGUAACGAAAGCGAAACUUGAAAAAACAGAUCUGAUAAUCGAUUUUGACAAAGUGUAAGAGCUGCUUAAACCACGUCAACCGCCAGUGCGUUUGGCUAAAGGUCCCCAGUUAACACGGUCUCCAUUUAGAGCGAAACACCGAGUCGACAGAGACCACCAGCGAACGGUAGCAUGAGCUUUUCUUUUAAACAUGUUUUCUUCCUUUUGUUAUUUCGCGUUCUUGUAAACUAGUAUUAUUUAGUUUUAAUAUCACUUUUUUUUCCAUGUAGGGACGAACUAAGUUAUUUUCCCCUCAACCUCACCUUUAACCUCCUGCGCGCUCCCGUUGUCAAAUCAGUGCGCGGGGAGCGCGCGCUGCUGAAACUGAUAAAGUGAUAGACCCUGAAGAGAGGAGAGCAGAGAAGAGGGGAGGUAGAGGAGGAGGAGAAAGAAAAGACGUUGGGAGGAGGAGGUUAUUACUUUUGAACGUUUUUAUGUGAACUUCAGGAUGUGGGCUUUAAACGUUUGGUUUUCUAUUUCGCGGCUUUUAAUCGCCAUGGACGGUCUAACCGGAGCGACACAGCCGUUACUCCCGUGAUGUUUCUGUUACACUUCGACGGGGAGCUUUAGUGCGUCUAUUUAAUAAUGAUUUUAUUUGGUAAAACGGUGUGUUUCAAGCUUUAGCGUCUGUCUCAUCUUCUUUUCUACCCCUGAAAUAACUGAUACUAACCAGUUCAACCAGACUUUAUCAAACGUUACGGUUCACUUUGCUCCUUCUGUUCGGUUAAAUCACUGUCCUGAGUGUCAGUUAAUGAAAUCACAUGAGAGGAGGAGAGCUGCUUCUGCUGGAUCCUCCUGUCCGGAGCUGCUACUAGUUUAUGGAUUUUCUCCACCUUCACUGACACUGUGAUUAACAACAUGUAUGCGGGACGUAAGAGAAGAAAACCAGCACAGAAGGGGUAAGUUACAGAGAACUUUGGUUUAUGAACUGAGAAGGAAUAAAGUCAAUGAGGUGGUUUCCAGCAAUCACUGGCAAUUUUGGGAGACGAUGAAGCUGGGGCGUGCCCAGAGGGAUGACAUGACAUUCAUUUGCAAUUUAUCAUUUAUAAAACAAUUUUGCAAAUUAAAAUCUAUAAAAUGCAAAGUUUGCACAUUUUAUGCCAGUCCUUUUAACAAUCUGCUUUUUUAGUGGAAAAGAAUCAAGCUCAGAAUAAACACGCCUGUCUGAUAUGUGUAGAUAUUACAAAAAAACUAACAUAAUCAAAUAGUUCAAAAGUCAUGGUAUGCAUAUCUCUACUGAUAUAUCUCAUAACAAAACAAUGAAAACAGGAAAAUAAGUACAAACAAUAUGAAAAUAACAAAGUUGCAGAUAAUCUUUCAUUCUGACGAUGUAAGGUUUGAUUUAUAAAGGUCAUGUCUAAUGAGUUAGGGCCGCUGGAAACUCGAAAAAACUGGCAUUGCAAUAGGUUUUCUGUCAGUGAUACUGCAAUGUGAAAAAUACAGUUAAGUAAUGCAUCUAACUGGUGUAUUCUUAGUGUAUGUACAAUCAGAAAUUAAUAAUUGUCUCUUUUUGGUCAACUUUCCUUUAACAAAACAAAUUUUAUUAAAAACAUUUCAUCAACAAUUUAUCACUAAUUGAUAUAAAGUGGAAAUAGAGUAAAAAUCCUGGCCACAAUACCCAGGUGUCCUUUCACCAGGUCAAAUAUAAACGCUCAGUGAAUGUUUUUGUAUACAUAACCUAGUUUGCUGAUUUACCGUGGUAAAUUUACAUUUUGUUAUAUAUGUACUGCAAAUUUUCAUUGUUGUGUGUCAAGUUUAAGUUAGGAGUUAAAUGCCUAAUGUUGGCUUGUACAUAUUAGUUAAGUAUACUUCGUAUUUUUGGGCCAGUAAAGCUCACUCUGAUAUGCACUAAAUUACUUCCUUGACAUUUAGGCUUAAACCAGCUCCAGCUGAAGGGGCCAAGUCCAACCCGUCCAAACGCCACCGGGACCGUCUGAACUCAGAGCUGGACAGACUUGCUAGCCUUCUGCCAUUCCCUGAAGAUGUCAUCUCCAGCCUGGACAAACUGUCCAUCCUUAGGCUCAGUGUCAGCUUCCUUCGCACCAAGAGCUUCUUCUCAGGUAUGAAACACCACACUAAAAUGAUAAAAAAGAUAUAACAAAAUGCAAACAAAAGUAAUGCAAUUUGUUUAAGUUCUUGCUAGAAUCACAUCUGGUUUCAACAAGAUGACUUUGAUACCAGAGAAAGAAAGUGAAGCGGGUAGAUGUCAGCCUGCAGUUUCCUUUCCCUCGCCUCUCUGCCUGCUGAAGUUCUGAAAUAGCUUUUUCACACCUCACACAGAUCCUGCGGAUACAGAGGCAGAAAGAGACAGGGGUGGAAGGUUUCAAGUAAAAAAGAGAGAGAAGGUCAGAGGGAGUUUCUGGAGGCCAAAACAGAGUGUGAGACUGUGAAAUAAAUCAGGUGUAAAAAUGAAUUUGAAAGCCAGAAACAGACCUGCGAAGAUGACAGUGGGAGCUAAUCCAGGUAGACAGUAUAGCAUCAGUUGGUCCAGUUUACCUUUAAUUACAGACUACCAUCUUUUAAAUCUUUUUGGCCAAAAAAUAAACGGAGAUAGAGCUAAAGAAGGAGUCUUUGCAGCCCGGAGGAUGGAGCAGGGGAGGGGUCGUAUGCAAGUGCAGUAGAAUGGGAAUGGAUGGUGGUCUGGGUGAGUUUUGGGGCAGGGGGAUGGUUUAGGUUGCUGCGUCUGGACUGCGUGGUUUUGACUGCAUUUAAGAAGUGCUGAAGUGCAGCGGAUUGGCUUUGUCAAGGAGUUAGCAGGCUUAGAGGGGCAGCAGAUGGAUUUGGGGUUGUAGAUUUAUGUGUCUGUCAGUCUGUCAGACUUGAAUGAGUUUCCAGACUUAAAGAUACAGAAAUCAUUCCAACAACAACAAACAUCCUCACUAAAUGUGUGGUACCUCAAUCCUGCAUGUUGAGUUUUAUCUGUAACAAAGGGCUAAAGAUAUGAAAACAAGAAUCUGUGAGUCAUCCCUCAUUACUUGGUAUGUUUUAAAGUUGUCUGUUUGCUUUAAUACAGACCAGCUUACAGUAUGGCCUUUUUAGAGUCAGUUUGAGCUUGAUGGACAAAUCUGCUUUUAAUUCCCUUGUUUCCUUAUUACACUUUGGUCCUCAGGCCAAAGCGUCCUGUUUUCUUUUGAGAUUAGGGCUCAUCCUAGUUUUUGAUAUCAGGAUCUGAUGUUAACAUGUCCCUGUACAAAGACAAGGACCAGGAUGUUCACAUAAAGACAUAAAGAAAUAUUCAGCCCUCUGCUCUCACUUGACCAAGUGUUGUAUUUAACAGAUUGUCCUGCACUUAAACCUGUGAUUAAAACCCCCGUCAGAUGUAUGUGUCACAUGCUGAUCCUGCAGAAACAGGCCAGCAGACCCAUCUGUGUCAAAGAGCAUGAACUGUGUCGACCCCCUCUCAUCCUAAUGUCUUAAUACAACCUUAACGUAUUGUAGGUCAGCUCCUCUUGCCUGUGGCCAUAAGUCGACCCCAUCCCAAAGCCUCAGCUACACAGUAAUGUAGGUCUGAAGCGACUGCUGCUUUACAGCGAGAGAGAGGAGGUGGGAGGAGGAGAUGAAAGCCUCUGAGAAUAAAAACACGGCGGGAUAAUCCAUUCACGACCGCUUUACAGACCGUUUGAAGGAAGACGGGGGGGAGAUGGGAGCCCACUUUCAACUUUUGACUCCUGUAACCUCAGAGAAACCCGGCUUUUAGGGGGUUUCUCUUGUGCUUUUAACCUGUAUCUGGUCUUUACAGGAAAGAUGACAUUAGCUCUUUCAGUGGUGCUCUUAACAUGCAGAAGUACUAGGUUAGGUUUAGGUGAACGCUCCUCCACACACUCUGUUGUUCUUUCAGGCUGAGUCACGAUUCACUUCUUGGCUUUUAGCUCCAGCUAUUUGACAAAACUGACCAAACAAAGGAAUUAUUCACACAAAUUAAGAUGCAUAGUGCUCCUCUCAGGUGUAGGGCCAGGAUAAUUGUUGUUUUCCAGAUUUGGUUUCAUCGAUCCAAUCCACUUAAAAUUGAAAAAUCAUCGAUUGUGAUUCUUACGCAAUGCAUUAUUAUAGUUUUCUUUGUGCUGAAGUUUAGGAAGAAAUUCAAUCUCAUACUCAAGAAGAGACUUGAGCUGAAUUGAACUCUUCUGCUACACAAAAGAGGAUAUCUUUAAAACCUGUGAUUCCUUUUUACUUUCUUUCUGAGAUUUCUUUUUGACAUCAUCAUUUCUGGUUGUGUUCACUGUUUCUCUCUGUCAGAUGUUCUUCCAUCUCAUGUUGCAGCUGACACAACAGAAGAAAAGGAUAAAUGUAAUUCUGUGCACUUUGUGAAAAACUCAUAUGUGUCACUUUAUUUAUACCAAAAUGUCUUGCUGUGAAAUAUACACAAACCUACUGUCAUGGCACAAUGAGUGUUAUAUAGUGAUCUCUGAAAGCCUGGAUUGAUAUGUGGUGGUCAUACUGGUGUAUUUCCAGUGCCUGGGUCAGUUUGUGUGUUUGUCUACAUCUGUCCUCGAGUGAAGCCAUCUGUCAACUGCUUAAAGCCGAUUACCUCCAACUUAUGUAACACAUCAUGAUUUACAUUACUUCCACCUCUGUCACAUGGAGAUUUCUUACAACAAUGUAGAAAAAAUGACAAUUAUCUCUCUCUCUUGUUUUGGAACAAUUUUUAAAGAUACCAGGAUAGAAGUUGAUCACUGAAAAUAAUAACAUUGAUGAUUUAGAUCCCUCAUGAAUAUUCAUUAUGAAUCUUUUCGAGCCCAACACUAACUGACACACUGUCGUUUGAAGCUCAUCCUCCCUGUUGUUGUUCAUGUUGUCUUUUGGGAUAUGCUCUCCCCUCUUUAGCCCUGCUGCUGCUGCUGCUGCAUUGGCUUGAACCUUUAAAAGAUUUAUUCCAGCCUCAAAUCUUGUGGGCUGGUGGUGCUGCUGGUGUUGGGGGUUGAGACACUGGAUUAGAGGGGUCAUUGUUUGUGUCAGCGUCCCUGUAGAGCGUCUGUGGCUCACAGGUUCCACCUUCUUUCAUGUUUAAUUCAAAAUGUGUGUGCAGUUCUUUUUUAGUUGUUGUUAAUAUGCAAAGAGCUCACCAACACUCUUAUUCAUUUAUAUCUGUUUAUAUAGCAGGUUUUGGUGCAGGCAUAUUUAUUUACCUCUUAAUUGCAGUAAGUAGGUGUAAUAUACAUUUACUCAGACUGUAAGUUUUGAAGUUGCUUUGAUUUUAAGCUGCUUUUACUCCAACACAUCUCCGAGCCCAGUACUUGUUCAUGAGAACUUUUUAUCCUCCAAACAAAACUGACAGUUGAAUUCAUUUUAAAGCUGAGAUUAAUACAAAAUAAAGUCAACUCAAACAUGCUGAUGACAAACAUAUGAAAUAAAAAAAAUGAGAACUGAAGUGAGAAACACAUGAGCGUUUUUACUGCAGUAGAAGUACUUUGAUUCUGCACGCUCAGAGAAUCUGUCUCUGAGUUUAUUACGCACAAAUUUUCUCAUCUUGAAAAUCAGAUAUUUGGGCGUUGAAUUCUCUGUUCUUAGCGAUGAUCUCACUCAGGCGGAUGUGUAGACCUUUCUUUAUGUUGAUGUUUUUGCAUUUGUGAAAUGACUCAGAGGGUCUGUUGUGAUGUUUUUAUCGGCUGUUGGUGUCCUCGUCGCCCUCCGAUGUGCCAACAGAUGUCCCCUCCCCUCCGCUCCUACCCCGGGUCGCCUCGGGGUGUUUUUUCUUGCCGACGGCUCCUGUUCAUGACGUCAGGGCGCAAAAUACCCUCUCCACCCCUCUGAGCCUUUAAUUAUUGAUAGUCGACAUGCUUUUCCUGUUCCCUCCCUCGGCCUGUGAGCUUCCACUAUACUGAACUCUUUUAGCAACAGUGCUGCUUUGUGAGGUUCAUUUUUACAAGAGGAGACAAUAUUCUGCGUAAAGGUAACUACACAGCAGUCAUGGCACAUUCUUCAUACCUAAAGAUGACCAUACUAAAAGAGGUUUAUGUCUGAUUCUGACCAGCACCCAAACAAAACACACUAAGACUCAUUUUUGUUCCCUUCAGGCAGCCGUAGUCUUUUUCACCAUUAGCUUGGAUGACUUUUCAAAAACUCUAGUUUUAGAGAAAGUUUUUCUGAUUCUGAUUAAUGUGCGUGUAUGUGUUACUUAGGGUCCUGGUCAUGGUUAGUAGACUCGGACGACCUUCAUUCUGACUCUGACCCUGCCCCCCCUUCCCAGAACGCUGUUUGGGAGACUGAAGACGUUGACAAUGCUGACCUACCCCUGUUCACCGGCCCUACUAGGUCCUACAGCCUGAGACAGCCUUUGUCUGACUAGGGGAGAAUAUGUGUACUGUUCCUUUAACAACUUCACUAUCAUAAUGACGUCACUGAGUGGCGCCUCUGCUGUGGUCAGUUGAGGAGACGAGGACAAGAUGAGCGGAGUACCGUGAGACCUCUCUGUCGUGUAUGGUAUCGCUAACAUGUUUAUUUAAACACAAAGUUAAAUAACUGACACGCAGUGGUUUUAGUUUUAUUUCUAGAUAUAAAAUAUGAUCAAUUAUUCCUUCUGGAGGCCAUUUCAUGGAAAAAAGGUUCCCUCUGGAUGUCCCCUUGAUGCCCCUCCGGUAUAUAAAAGCUGCGGCUCGGAUGCUUUUCCAUUAUUACAGUGGAUGGCUCGGCCUGUUGGGGACUCGUCCUCUGCAGGGUUGAAAAAAAAUGGCCGGGUCAUAUGUGAACGUUAGUUUAUAUGAGUGUGCGCCCACAGGAGAGGAGCAGCUGUUUACAGCUUUCUCAAUAACGAUGCUAAGUUGGGUGAUGUGUGUUUACCUACGACCUGGUGCUGGAUCCAUGUCAUGUAUCAUGGUUACUUUCUGUCUCAUGCCAUUAGCUCUGCAGCUGAUGCACACAAAGACUCCAUUAAUGGUUAUAAAGAGAUACCAUGGACCUUUAUUGAUCCCUGCAUGGAAUUUGGGUCGUGAUCAGAAGGAGCCGUUUGAUUCGGUCGACCCUUCACUCUUUGUAUUGUUUGCAGCACUCAGAAACUUCGCCUUCCAUUAACAUCUCAGAAGAGCUCUUUGUUUUCUUCAGACCGCUCUCUCAGACCUCACGCGUACGGUCAAAGGCAGAGUGCAGGCCUCUAUGUUUUUCGUUUCCAGGUCAUAGGUCACAAAGAAACCCCUCUGAGAAGCUUUGUGUGUUUAAUAUACAGGAAAUCUGGCAGUCUCAAUAUCUGUCAAUAAACUUUGAUCAGGAUUGUUUUUAUCAAACUGUUUGCAGGCUUAUCAAGUGAAAUGGAAAACAUCAUUACCAUCUGUCUAAUUUUGUUAACGCUAUGUUUUGUUCUUUUCCCCUCUUUGCCUUGAGAGGUGUUAUUCCCUUUGUUUGGUAGCCUGAAAUGCCCUCUCUGCUACGUGUCAGUAGUGGUGUUACUCCCUCAGGUAGAGGAGGUGUUGCCUACUCUCAGUCUUUGAUUCACACCACUUUCAGUUACUUCUUUGCUGCGUGAUGCAACAUUUUAAAAGAAAAUUCUAACACCAUUUUCUGAAGAUCUCCAAAUUACAAGAGGCUCCUGUCUGGUGGUUCUCUGUCCUCCUAGUGUAUUUCAGCAGCAUGUUGCUGUGGCUCUGAGUCAUGAUGAGAGAUUCUUGUGAAGGGCUGUUAAAAGAAAGGAGAGUCUGUGAUAGAAUGAGGAACAGCUGCAUAGAUGUCUGAAAAUUGUUGUUAGUCUUCAUCCAACAAUCCAAAAUGUAAUCAGUGUUAUGUUUUUCUAGAUAAAUGUCACAGUCACUAACUCUUUCCCCUGCUUCUCUCUCUCUCUCUCUCUCUCUCUCUCUCUCUCUCUCUCUCUCUCUCUCUCUCUCUCUCUCUCUCUCUCUCUCUCUCACCCCCUGCAGUGGCUCUGAAGAACCAGCUGUCCAACGGCAUCAACAAGAGCAGCAAUCAUGGCGAUGACAGCAGAACGUCAGGAUCUGAGGACAGCCGGGUACCUGAGGGGGAACUGCUGCUGCAGGUUGGUGAGCAACAAGCCACCAUGUUUCUGUCAAACUCUAUUUAGUUCUACUGAUGAGCUCUGCUUUUUACUGUAAGCAUGGCCACUGCUGUAUAAACUAACGGGACGUGUUUUAUGGACGUGCAAAGAGUUGAAAGUUAAUGAAGGUUUCUUAACUGAACAAAUGAGUUAACACUUUAAAACAACUGUGUACGAUAAGUAUCUGUUAAUGGGUUUGAUUAUCCUCUGUACUCUGAUUCACCUCAGGAAGGGUUAUAUCUGGAGUUGACUACAACAGCAGCAGCAGCAGCAAGUGGCUUUUUCAAAAGCCGAUAAAAAUGUUUAUGGAGGAGAGCAGGGUAAGAGGAGACGCAUUUAUUUGCUGGGGAUCAUUGUAGGGACUUCAUUUGCUUUCUGAGACAGAGUAAGUCUGACUUGAUGAUAUCGGUUUAGCAUUUCUUUGGUUGCUCUUGAAUGAGAGAGAAGGAGGAAGGGCGUGGGAGAAGGAGCGAUUUUUAGACCUGGGUUGGAUGAUGGCUGAGAGGAGAAAAGUUUGAGAAUUCACACUUUUAUGCUCAGGUGAUAUAAGAGGUGAGAGAGAAAGAGGCCUGGUCCUUCUGCACAGGGACUGAUGUUAGAAUCACUUAAUUUCAAGAUGAUGAAAAUAUGUCUUUGUUACCUUACACAGUUAUUAAGUGGUGCACUCUGAAGAGUUAUCUGCUCUCAAACCAUUCAGACAUGUUCAGACAAAGAUCCGAGACAGACAUGAGCACAAUCUCAUUUCUGUGGCUUUGAUUGAUUAAUUGAUACAUUCAUUGAUCCCCGAGGAGUAAGUGGGUCACUGCAGCGGUGAAGAAAGGAAGGAUGUGUUGGUGUGGAGGGCAACAUCUUCCUGCCUUCAGCUGCUCUCUUCCAUUACAGACAUCGGACCAUGAAUUAUACAGAGCCGGUGAAUACAUCCAUUAUUGAAGUGAGGGGGUUUGGAUGAAGUGUGUGUGUGUGUGUGUGUGUGUGUGUGUGAGAGAGAGAUGGGGCAAAUCGAGUAAAAGCAUUUAAAAUAUGCUUAGAUGUUUCACAGUAUAUCACACCACCCCACAGAGCACACUCUCCAUGUCUGUCUUUCACACACAAAACCCACUCUUCCCCACUAAAGCAGUAAGACAUUUCUGUGUGUUCGUUUGAGGAUAGUGAGGUCAUAUGUUUUUUAUGCUUGAUCAUAUCAUAAAAAGGGUCAUGCCCAAAUUAGAUAACCCGUGAUUCUGAGGAAGAAAAUAAAACGGAGGGAACAAACCAGCUGCAGAUCGGAGUUUGAAUCGUUUGGUGAGAAAAACUCAUUCCGUUCCGGUGACACAGAGAGGGUUCCCGUGUUUCCUGACUGUGUUUGCUAUCAUAGGGUUGUCAUCUGACAGAGACAACAAACACGCCUGCACACACACACACACAAACACACACACACACACACCCUCAGUCUCAGGAGAGUGAGAGGUUGACUGAACACGAUAGAGAGGGAGGGAAAGAGGGGGAGGGAGGGAGGGAUGUGUUUUCUGCAGACAGAUGAACACUACAGUAAAUAUUUAUACACAGUGCCUGUACGCCACUUCACUGUGUACUGUAUGUGUGUUCAUGUGUGUGUCAGGUACAUGUGUGUGUUAGAAAGUGUUGGGCGUGGUCUUUUACUGCAGGUUGCAGCUUUUGGAGCAUUUGAGGAGCUGAAAUCCUGAAUGUAAAUUUGGUCAUAGAAAACUAAUAAUGGAUUCAGUGCCCAAAUUCCAGGCUUGCUUGGUUGAUUUAUUUAUUGAUUUAUUGAUUGAUUUAUCAGAAAAUUUUUUCUGAUUGUGCUAGAAAAGUGUGUAAAUUUGAACUUCCCAUAUACAACAGCGCUGUACGUACUGUAUAUACACUUGCUGUGUCAGGACUAUUUAAACAUUCCACUGUGAUUCGGUUAUAAAUGAUCAUUGUUGACAGUUUAAAAAAAAAAGCAUAUUCAUAAACGUGUAAGUGACAAAUGAUAAAAAGUGUUUUUUAAAUAAAUCUUCUGGUCCAAAUGAGCUCACCUCUGACUCUAAAAAAAAGAAGAUGAAGAUUUCCAGCAGGCUGAGUUUUUCGAUCAUAGACAGAAUAAUAGAUAAUACCAUCAUGGUUCAGUCCACAUCUUGUACAAAGGUUGGAAUAAUGAGCAUAUUUCCCCUUGGCUUCAGUAACUUUAACACCAAGGAAUCAGGCUUGCAGUGCAUUACAAACAAUUCUAUGUCAGCCAUUGUUGUUGGUUCUUUUCUUGCCUCAUUUAGGAGUAAUUCACCCAGACACGUACAGGACAAAUGAAAUGAGAUUUUAUUCUCUCUAGACACAUAUUGUCGCUAUCGUUGCUCCUUCUUCUCAAGUGUGAAUUAUUCAGCGGCUGAGAGAAGCUGUCUUGUUUUAAGGCUGGUGGUUAUGCAUUUUUGACAUCAUGUAAUGGACUUUCAAAAUGUAUUGUAAAGUUUUAACCUGAUGAUACGACUCUGAGAAGACCUUUCCAGCCUUUGGAUGAGGGUUGGAUUAACCCCGUCUCUUCAGAUGGAAGUGUGUUGUUCGUAAACCCGUCUUCAUCUUUGUCAGGGAGGUGUGGGUGGAUGCUGGCAGGAUGCCGUGGUGGCUCUUUACGGUGUCGGGACUCAGUGUCAUCACCUCCUCACAGAGCCCCAAGGCUGCAGGAGAAGCCAUGAUGGAAGUGUUAGUCAUCCAGUAGUAUUUUGAACCAAUGUCCACUCCUGCCUGUACUUCUCAGCUUCAUCUCUUUUUACUCUCAGGCAGAUGUUUUCGUUAUUCUUUUGAGAGAAGGACACAAAGGUUCUGUUUUGAAAAUCUAGACUUGAAUGUGAAUUAGGAAUCCUCAAAAACAGAUUUUGAAGUAGCUGACAUCAGGCUGGAUCAUUUUAUGUAACAGUGUAAGAAAUAUACAUUCAAAGAAACUUCCAAACAAACAUGCAUACUUUUCCUCUCUGCAGGCUCUGAAUGGCUUUGUCCUGGUGGUGACAGCUGAGGGAAUCAUCUUCUUCUGCUCUCACACCAUCCAGGAUUACCUCGGCUUCCAUCAGGUAACUCCCCCUGUAGAUUGCAAGUACGAGUCUUAAACACUGAGUCGCUAAUAUCAUCCCAGCACCAGAUUCUUAACUAAUGUACAUACAGAGUGAGAAGUUUAAUCCAAUUGGGUUCACAACAACACAGCGCUUCCUCUAGUCUCACGUCAUCAUGGUGACUGUGAUCAUCAGAGCAAUCUACACUACAGUCUACACUCACAUGUUUGUGUACUUGGAAUGAGCCUGAAUCCAAAUAGGAACUCAGGAAACAACAAGAUAUGGAGACUUUUUAUAUUUCAGUAUGGUGUAAAAAUAAACUAUACUCUGUAAACUAUAUUUUAGAAUCAAUGUGAAUGAAUUCAUUUCCUCGAUUGAAAAAUACAGCUGUAAUUUAGUUCAAACUCAGGGGAGCCACACUCACUUUUGUUUUUCUGUCUUCAUACAACAACAAAGUCUCUGCUGCACACUCCAAAUGUCUACUGUACUCAGAUACCCAUCCAAAAGACGGACAUAUUUAUUUUUUGCACACAUUUUCAUACUCACACCAUCCAUGGAGAGGGGGUGCAAACAUCACCUCUCAACCCCUAUUUCCCCUUCCACCUGAUGCUCGUCACAGCAGAUUUAGCACACACAUCCAAAUCUGUGGUGAAGGUGCUGUCAUUGCUCAGGAAGAGUGUUUGGGAACAGCACCUGGUGAAAACCUCGGCUGUCAACAGCUUUUGUAACACCUUCAAAAUAGGACUUAAGUGAAGAAGUGUGUCAAGAAAACAAUUUUUGGAGACAGAGUUGACAUUUUUGGAGCUUUUCAUGACUGCUUAUACCAAGAGUGACUUAGAUUAAGAAAACUUGACCUUUUAAAAUGCAAGAACUGGACCACAGGACCAGUUCUAAAGCAACAAAUAGAAAAUGUGUAAAGGUCUGUGUUGUUCACCAAGCCUGAAAAACCUGUUUGUUUCAUGUAGUUGUUUGACUAUCUUGUGCUAAGUGAAGAUCGUCGCUCUUAUUCCUACUUGACUUUUUUUUAACCUUGAACCUCCUUCUCCUAUCCUAACACAGCAGUACUUCCUAAAGUCAACAGUCAGACUGCAUCAUUCCCAGAAACAGUCAGGAAAAAUAAACUAUCUGUUUGAAAAGUUUUUCAGGUCAAACUUGGAAACCUUCUGUUUUUGAUGACCUGAGUUUGACCCACACAGGGAGGCUGGUCCCACACUGCUCCUAAACCAGGUCAUGCUGGGUCUGGACCUCUGUUAUCAGGGUCACAGCAGGUCUUUGGCUCUGAUUCAACUAUUUGAAUCAAACAAUAAGCGGCACUUGAUUUCUUUUGGCUCGACUUCAAGGCAAACUAAAUCAAAUGCACCCCUCAGGGUGCCUGCUGAUAAAACAUCUACCUGAAUAAUCCAGUCCUCUGCUCAAGCUUAUCUCUGUUUUGAUUUUAUUCAUUUAUUUUUCUAAAUUCAUCUUGAUUUACCAUAAUCUUUAUUUAUGAAAAACUGUUCUCUAUGUUUUCCUUUCAGACUGAUGUGAUGCACCAGAGUGUGUUUGAGCUGAUCCACACUGAAGACCAGCAGGAGUUCAGGAGAAACCUGCACUGGGCCCUCAGCCCCCCUGCCAGCCUGGAACCACCAACAGAUUGCUCAACAGGUGUGUCAACUUAAGACCACUCAGUGAAUCCAAAAGAGCUGCUCAGGGUUAUAUGAUCAGCUUUUUUGGUAUCCAUACCUUUUCUGAUACUUGCAUUUGUUUUAAUGGUGGAAAUUCAGUGUUUGUUUCUUACUUUUUUCAUGUUUGCAUCACAAAUGAUUAUAUUUGAUAUAGUGUGUUAUAAAGCAAACAGGCUAAUAGCAUUCAUGCAUCAUUUAUUGGGCCGGUCUGUCUAUCUGGGAUCCACUGUUUUAGUCUAUUAGUGGAUUGUUAUCCAUCAACUAUUAACACCAACUGUCCUCUCUUUCAGUGCUCACUGGUUUGCAUGUUUGGUUUUCAGAUGUUGCAUCAUAUUGAUUAUAUUGAAUGCUCGACUGCUGCUGCCUCACUCAACAAUCAUAUUUCAUAAAUUGCAAGUGACUAUUGGACAAUUUUUGCUUUCUGGUGCCAACAUUUUGGCCACGUUGUUCAUUCUAUAAACAGUUCAUGUUUUCUUCUGCAUCACAUCAUCAUAGAUGUCCAAAUCAAACGUUUAAAUUCAGUUUUGAGAAGUGAAGCGGAAGAUUAAAAGCCAAACUGACAUUAUUUUUUCCCCUCUGAAUGCGACCUCAGGUCACAGAGAGGGCGAGAAGAGGUGACCUUUAAAUGGAGCCUCCUGAGAUGUGCUCUAAAUGUUACAGUACACAUAUUUAUACACACACACACUCACAAACACAUGCCUACUCACCGUUCAUCAGCACACACACACACACACACACACACAUAUUUAUACUAUACAAACAAAUACACACACUCUUGUCAUUUUGCAUUAAGUCAGGGUCAGUGGUUGAUGAGAGACACACAAACAACCUUACAAACACACACACACAAACAUGGUCAACAACAUCCGAUUUUCAGCCUGUUUUCUUUUAAAAGCAGAGGAUUGUCCUCAGACUUGUAUGUAAACAGAAUGAGAAAUGAUAAAGUUACGUUUAUGUCCUCAGAUGGGGAGUCAGUGUCAACUUCCUGCUUGGUGAGAUACAACCCCGACCAGCUUCCACCCGAGAACUCGUCUUUCCUGGAGAGAAGCUUCGUCUGUCGUUUCCGCUGCCUGUUGGACAACUCCUCUGGUUUCCUGGUGAGGCUGAAAUUUCAAUUUAAAACAACUUUAUUCAUCUCAAAAGAGCAGCUCAAAUCCACAGAUUUACAUACAUACACUCAGUUGGUGAGAGGAAAGGAAAAUACUUUUACUCGGAGUCAGUACGACUACAUUUGCUUCCUUUAAUCACGCUUAACCAAGGAGGAUGGCUCUGAGUAACUUGAUUGGUAUUGAGAGGAGCAUUAAUUUCUGCUGAUUAUAACAAUCCUGUUAGUACAACAAACUGGUCAAAUUAAUCAUAUUUUGAGAUUUGUUGUGUUUUUAAGGUUCAUUGGUGCUGCUGGCAGUAUGGCGUGCCACCGCAGAGUCCCUCAGGGAUAAGAAGCCACCAUUUACUCCUGUAAUCCGUCUUAAGAGAGCCUUGGGGUCGUGGGGAAAGGGGCCUUAAUCCUCCCACCACCUAGAGGAGACAAGAGCAGAGGGGGAAACUUGCUUAGUCAGAGUUGGUAGCUCCAGUGCACCCACUGCUACUUCCACUAAGACAAUUAGUUGCAUAAGGAGGGAAACAUGCUGAGAUUCGGUGGCAGUGCAAAUCCCUGAAACCUGUUGGGAAGACUAGGGAAGAGUUCCAUUUGCAUGGCUCCUCAGGGGCCAUACCAUUUGUAAUUGAACCCACAUUAACCAACAUCAGUCGUUUACUAAACUGUAUCUGUUUUCUUUAUUCAAUCUCAUUGGAUUUAAGGCCAGUUGUGGGAUUAAAAAAAGAGAUCUGAGAGAGUUUCGUGGUCCUAUUUCGGCUUUCACAGUACACUCCUAUAUUUUAUGAAUCCAACUGUUGUUUGCCAGAACUGCCAUUCCCAUCAUCUUUCAUAUUUGUUGACAAUUUGUUGAAAAUUCUGGUAGCUAAUAAGGACCCUCCAGCAGGGCUGAGUGGGCUUGAAGGUGGACCUGUGCUCCCUCCCAGUGUGUUUGCGUGAGCAGUAAGCCAGGUUUCUGCUUCUGUCUACUGGUCACUAUGGCUUUGUUUUAGUAAUCCCUCCUGCUAUUCAGGGCUAGAUUCCUGACAUCACGACUGCAGGCCCUUAAACCCACCAAGGUCAAUUAACCAGAGCUAACAGAGGAGGUGGGGGUCCUCACACAAGGUGGUAGAGGGGGUUAGAGGAGGACAGCAGACAGGAGAAAGUUUUUUUUUACCAUGUUGUAAACCUCAAACCUGUGGGAGGCUGCUUGGUAUUGAUCUAAAAAUGAUGCUGCACGGUUCUUCUCCCCUCUCCAAAAAAAGGUUUGGUUUGUUGAGUCCACUGAGUUGCUCUCUUUAGCAGCAGUUUGACUAACAAACAGCGUGGGUGAAAGCAGCACUCUUGUUUCCUAAGUAUCCUAAGUAUUUACGUAGUUGUGAGGGCUGGAGGAUGAUGUCAAGUGUUCAAAAGCUGUGAAAAGCAAACCUCUCGUCAAUCCAGACACCAGAUGGGUCUGGGAAGUUUGUUUAGUUGGUGAUGCUUGAAGAAACACUGAGAUCAUUAGACUCAAUCUACUUGAAUCAUUUGGGUUUGUAUUUGCAAAUUUGUUUGAACAAAAAUCUUAAAGGUCGAGUUUCGUCUUCAUCCACCUCCUACAUCUCAGAUCGAGCAAUUAAUGAACUCAUCUUCUAGUUCAGGGGCUCGGUGAUUUUAACACUGUUUGUAAACAUUCAGUGAGUCAUGUGACUUGGGGGGGAAAGUAGCUGGAGGGUUUCCAGUCAUGGCCACAAGUGCACUAGUCUGUUUACAGUCAAUUGAAGUGUGAUUACUGUCUGCAUUACACAGCAGUAUAAAUAAGACUAAUGGUUUCUGACAGGGGGAAAAGAUGAAGGGCUCACUGGAGAGAGUCUUAGGAGAGAGAGAUUCACAGCUUUUGAUCUAUAUGUGCUCCACUUUCAGGCGCUGAACAUCCAGGGUCAGCUCAAGUUCCUCCACGGUCAGAGCCGUCAGCAAAGUGACACUGAGGGAAGUCCCCCACCUCAGCUUGCCCUGUUUGCAAUCGCCACACCCCUACAGCCUCCGGCAAUCCUGGAAAUCAGGACCAGGAAUAUGAUCUUCAGGACCAAACACAAACUGGAUUUCACUCCCAUGGCCUGUGAUGCAAAGUACGUCCCAUCUUGACUCAGAUUCAGUUUUGUUCAUUUGCAUAGGGACCACUGUACAUGUGUGGCUACAAUCUUAUAUCUCUGUUAAUCCACUUUGUUUUAGGGGUAAAAUCGUUUUGGGCUACACAGAGGCAGAAUUGCGAGUUCGUGGUUCGGGGUACCAGUUCAUCCACGCUGCCGACAUGCUGUACUGCGCUGAAAAUCAUGUCCGAAGUAAGUCACGUGAAAGUGUCUGGUGUGAACGGGAGGGCUUGACCGCAUGGCUGCGAAGCUUUGACUUUGACCUUUAAGGAUAAAUCAUGACGACUUCAUUUGAAAAGAUUUUUGUUGACCCCAAAUAAUGGACUAAGUGUGCUCUUGCUUGAAAUGAAAGUAGGGAAAAUAAGGCGUGUAUUUAAGGUUUUGAGCUAUUUAGGGAUAAGUCAAGAUGACAUUAUUUGUAGAGCACAUUUAAAAACUGUCAGUGUUGGCCUGUGUGCUUUAUGGAUUAAAAAGGUCAAUUUUAAGGGUUACUUGCAUGUUAUCAGCCCUGUCAAAAGCAGCCCGAGGUCCACAAGCACAAGGACAGUUGGGUUUCAAGGAUGAAUCAUUAAAAUCAGAUCAUUAAAAACUCAUGAAAGUGCAGUUUUAGAAAAGUUACAUCAUAGUAGGUUAGAGUCCAAACUCUGGGCAACCAUUUCUUUUGCAGAACUCUUGAGGAUUUAUGCAGUGAUAAGGAUUUAUGUGAUUUGGCCGUGCACCACAACCAUACUCACCACGAGGAUACUCAGAGGAAAAGAGCUUAAUGCACCAUGGAACAUAAAAUGACACUGAAAUUACGAUUUAAGGAGGGCCUCCCCUCUCAAUUAUUCUUAAUUUUGGUUUUUCUUGUACCACCAAACAUGACACUUGCAUCUUCCUACCCAGCUGCAAUCAGCACAUAUUCAGAGUCAGUCUGAUUUGACCCACCUGCCAUGUGUGGCUCAACAUAACAUUUGUAACGUGCAUCAAACAAGCAAACAAUCACUCUGUGUGCGUCCGCCGUUGACGGAGGAAAUCUCUGAGCGCGAGUCAAGUGUCCUACUUAGCUCGUGUACCGGAUGACCCGGUUAGUUGUAACCAUGGCACCCCCAAUGCACUGCUAUCAGACACACUCACACAAACACACAAAGGCAGAUACUGUACGUAUGUAGUCAUGCAUACAGGAGCAGAAACACAUGCAUACGUAUUUGGAAACAACGCUCAGCUACAUGAACUCAUCACACUCUUCUGCAUGCACAGAUGGAUGUGGGGCCAGGUGUCCAUGUAGCGCUUGAGAAUCUACAGGAGAAAACCCAUGAUGUCCUCCCGCAUCGAAACAUUUUGAGCAGGGAUGUUUAGGAUAAUAUGAAUAAGACAAUUUAAAUAAGUCUAACUCUCUUGAGUGAUUCUGUUCUGCACUGUCUCUGCUCAAAAAGAGGGUCUUUGAGAGAUUGUGUCUCCUGCGAACAUUGACUGUGUAAUCCCACAGAUUAUGAGGAGAGUAAACAGAUGAGGCCACCACAGCUCUGUUCACCAGAGAGCCUCUGCUUAUUGUGAAUAUCUCAUUGAUGGUGAUAGAGUGUGAUUGCAGUUUCAGGAGGAAAAGGACAAGCUGGGCUGUAAAGUAACGUUACAGGUCAGAGAGUCUCUGAGCUUCUAUGUUUGGACGAGUUUGUCCACAAACAUAAAUAUUGCAGUUUUUUUUCAAAGGUCAGCAUCUGGAGGCUUUUACUGCUAUAAAUAUUCAGUUAUGAAUGAGAAACUCUCUACAGCAGAGGUUCUAAAACUCUUUUUAAUAAUGCACCCCCUCGGAGAGAUCUUUUUUUGGCAGUUAAAAAAAACAGAAUAAAAGUUGCAUAAGGGGUGCAAAUUGUGAGUUAUGCCCUUUAUUGAUCCUGAAAUAAUAUCAAUCAAUUAAUUGUAACUUUGAAAAAAUUCCCAAAGAAAAAUCUGCAUUACUGCAUUUUAUUGCAUAGAAUUGAGUGUACUCUACAGACACAGAACAGAAGACAAGCUGUACAUCAACAUGCAGAGCGGGCUCAUAAAAAUAACCUCCACAGACAUAUAGUCGUACAGAAUGAAGCUCAAACUACCAAACAUGGAAUUGCUACGACAAGGGAAUCAAACAGGAAAAUAUUUCGGAGCAGAACCGGAUCACAAUAAGUCCAGCUGCAUGGACAGUAAUGUUUUGUUUAUGGGAAUACUAAUCCUCUGAAGUUUGAUUGAUUGAGGUCUCAUUUUUAAGAGGAUCUAGAGGAAGCAUAAACGACCACCAUCUCCUGCUCGCUGUGUUCGUAGAAAAAUGGAGUUGGAGUGACCCUGAUGACAAAUCAGUUACUGCAGAAUAAAAAGCACUGCACAGAAUAUCCAUCAUGCUGGAUGUUUUGGUCCAUUUUGAUUUGGACAAGAUCCAGAUGGUGAGUGGCACACAGUUUUACUGUAUUGACUGUAGAAUUGAGACUAUGAUGAGAAAGCAGUGUAAAUACAGUAUGUUGGAAUGGUCAGUGGGCAGUGCUCUGGUAUUCAGAGUUUGAUUUGUCUUUAUGAAGUAGUGCUUCCUCUCUACAGUGAAACAACAGGUGUUAUCCCAAACCCCUAGCCCAAACUCAAAUCUUCCCCAUUACUUCACACGUGAGACUGGGAGGCCCGUUUAGAAACCAGACAGCGAAAAAUAUCCGACAGUUACACACACCAACAGACGAAACACCAGGCCAUGAAGAUGAGGGAUUAGCGGAGGUGUGUGCAAGUGUGUGUGUUGGGCAAACACACACACUUGUACAUGUAGCAAAAGUGAACAUCAGCAUGCAGCCUCCGUCUGAGCGGCAGCACGCCCGGCUGAGCAAAUGCAGUGUGAGUGUGUGCACACUGCGGGGCGUGCAGAGCGUAAGCAGCAGUGACACAGAGCCUCCUAUGUCUUGUCUGAUGUGAUUCCAGUGAUAAAGACGGGCGAGAGUGGACUCACCGUCUUCAGGCUGCUUACCAAGGACAACCGAUGGAAGUGGGUCCAGGCCAACGCCAGGCUUGUCUAUAAGAAUGGAAAGCCAGACUACAUCAUUGCCACCCAGAGGCCUUUAGUGUAAGUGCAUGAUGAUUCCAGCUUAGUGCUUCAAAUUUAACUUAUUUAUACUUCAAUGGUUUCUUUUCACGUGUUUUUUUUUUCACAGGGAUGAGGAGGGAGGGGAACACCUGAGGAAGCGGUCGAUGCACCUUCCCUUCACCUUUGCCACUGGGGAGGCACUCCUUUACCAGACCAGUUACCCACUGCAUGGAUUCCCUGACUCUGGCCAGGGUAAAACCAAGGGCAGCAAGUCCAAGAAGGGCAAGCUGGACAAACGCUCCUCUGAUGAGCUGGACCCCAAGUCUCUGCUGGGAGCACUAAUGAGCCAGGAUGAGUCCGUGUAUGUCUGCCAGCCAGAGAUCGAACCUAAGAUGUCUUUCAGCAGCAGCAUUUUCAGUGAGCAGCAGGGGAACAGUGGUCCUCUAGGAGAGCUCUUAAACAGUAAUAGCUGGGGCAUCGUAUCAGGCAGGGAGAUGGAGCGAUGUAGUAUCAAAUCAUCCAGUUUUGAUCCACUGCUUGCUACUCUGGAUUCUUUGUCACUGAACGGAGAGGAAACAUGUUCAAACAGUGAGCUCUUUAGUGCGCUGGAGAACCUGGGCCUGAAUGCUGAGGAUCUGGAACUCUUGUUGCUGGAUGAGAGGAUGAUUCAGGUGGACCUGGACCCCAACCACAUCCCAACACUGAACGACCUUCUCACGAACAAUGAAAUCCUAUCCUAUAUCCAUGACUCCUUGGAAAACGGGACAAAUGGAGAGGAACAAGGAGACAGGAACCCAGACUCAGCCCACAGUGCCGCCCAGCAGUCACAGGCAGGUAUCACACUCUCUGUUCCUUCGGCCCCCUCUAGCUGCAGGACACCCAUAACCCAGCUGUCGCAGCAGAUGCAGCAACACAUCAGUGCUGGGGAGUUGGUUAAAACGUAUCCAGAGCAGGUUCAGUCUGCUUCCCCAACAGGAACAGCUUUAACCGAUAUUCCCAAGGGCAGCUGGGUGGCAACGGCAGAGAACCAGCACCUUCCAAACAACCACACCCAUCCUCACCCACAUCCUGUACUCAAAGCCUCACCACUCAAUGGUGAACAUAAACAUCUCCUGCACUCGAGUCAGCAGUGGCAGUUUCAUCAGGACCAGCACUCAGUCCAGCUCCAGACCCAUCAGCAGUUAAGCAGCUCAAGCUCUCUCCUGCCGGGCCUCCAGAAUCAUCUUGGACUGAAUGGAUCCUUCAUUCCAAACGGACACACAGCCUUUCUGCCAAAUGUGGAAGUCAGCUACACCGGUUACAGUUUCUCCAACUCCCAUCAUCCAGGGGGUGCUGUACUGAAUGGUGCCAAUACACCAGACUUUAGUAACUACCAGGUGGCCAACAUGCAGCCCUAUGAGCUGCAGGUUCACCAGAAGCAACCUCACCAGCAACAGACGCUGCAGCAGACUCAGAUUCCACCAUCCUGUUCACCCCAGUGUCCCAGCCAGAGCUCUGUACUGGAGUUAGAACAGUUACUGGGUCUGUCCCAGCCACAGCACAGCCUGCCAUCACUGGAAACUUACAGCAUGUUCAACGGCACAGCAGAGGACUCCGCCCACAGCAAGGUAAGAGACGAAUGGGAGGAAGGGGUCACGAAGCUUCUGUAACGGCAGUUUUUCAUUUGCUAGAUUAGUUAAUUUGAUAUAAACACAUCUGAGAGUAACACAAGGAAACAAACACCCCCUCCCAGACUGACAGUCUCUGCCCUGUGAUUGACCUUUUUUCUUCUGACUUCUCUGUGAAAUAUUAGUCCCAUAAAAACAGAGUUUGUGCUGCAUGUGCAGGAAAAGGUGAAAAAUGCUUUCCCCUCCUUCAUCCUGAAAUUGAACCAAACUAGAUCCUCCUAUCUUGUUUCUUUUCAUUCUCAAAAUGAGGGAAGCUGCCAGCUCUCCUCAGGAUCUGAGCCCACUGACCGGGCUGAAGUCUGUGUUGCCCCUCAAAUAUCAGAGAAUGUCAACAAACCGAGGGCUGAAGAAUCUAUGAUCCUUCAACCCUGAGCUGUUCUCUUUCUCCGUCAGGAAAAUAGUUUUUUUUCUUUCCAAGUCAGCACACAGAGGCCGCAGGCUGGCAUGGAGCUCAGUGUAAACUGUAAUGAUGUGACCAGACAUGCCAUGAAAAUAAGACAGGGGAGACGGGUCAGAGCAGCGCAGUCCGCAGAACGGAGUCGGCUAGUGAGUAUUCUUCAGAGAGAGUUUGUUUGAGUGGUCAGGUUUCAUUUAUCCUUGAGAAAACUUCACACUUACAAUAAAAAACCGAAUCCGGAUAUUUUAAGAGUCUCUCUGACAAGUCACUGAAACAGAACAGCUAACCAAUCAACUGAAGAUUUGUUGGAUUAUUUUUGACGAUUGGAUGGUCGAACUUAGUGAAGUAGAUACGUUUGUGUUCCAAUUAUUUCAUGAAUAACUGUUAUGACAAAAACCGCGUUUUAAACUUCCAUAGUAAUUAAGAUUGUCUGAUAUUUAAAUAAUAUAAAUAGAGAAUUUUUGCCAUCUCGAUGCUUAAAUAGAGCCCCAACCCACCCACCUACAAGACCCAGAACAGGGUAAGGGUUAAAGAUAAAGGAAUGGCAGUCUUCGAGUCUUAAAUGAGAGUCUAGAAACAUAUUGGUCUAUAUACCAGAUUGUAAAAUGUUCAGGGAAGUCCAACAGAAACUCUUUUCCAGUAAUAACUGAGCAGCCAGGGCUGAGGAAUGCCAUCCUGGAAACUCUUAAUUGGAGCACAAAGACGCUCAUAGCUGGAGGACCCAAGAGAUUCCCAUUGUAAAACAUAACGAGGUAAUGAGUCCAAAGUUUAAAGCAGAAAUUUCUCAGGGCCUCUCACCACUGGUUUGUGUUUCUCUAAAGAAGAACAAAUGUGCUUUGGCAACGGUGGAAAACCCAGAGUCUUCAGGCCCCUCAUCCAACACAUGAACAUUUAAUAGGACAAAUCUUUGUAACACAUGAAUAACAUACGGUGACAUUGACACAAAGUCAACAUAAUGAUUUGGACUCUCCUCCAUUUAUCCUUUUUCAUCAUAAUUGUUUCGCAGUGUUCUGCUCCUCUGAGCAUGAAGGGCAUCGCUGGUGUUUAGAGUGAAAAAACAAACUCACAUACAAACAAAGGAGAUAAAAUGAAACAUGAGAGAAGGGGGCUGAAAAAAGCAGAGAGGCUGGAGUGAGAAAGAGUACAAUAAUGAAUAGAAUAAGGUCGGGACGGGCUCAGAGAUGGCCGACCCUGGCAGGCAUCCAUUCAUCCCCGCCCCAUUCAGCCUCCACUGUUAUUCUUCAGGGUCAGUGACUGUCGCUGAAAGAAAAAUACUGGCAGGCUAGCCAGUGAAGCAUGAGCAGCGCUGACCUACAAUUUGACUGUCAUCAUUACCUAAUGCUGUGAGCGCAGGAUAGAGGGGGAGGCACAGAGAGAGACUAUUCUCAGCUCAGAUACAAUCAGGGCGACGUAAUUUGAUUUUAGGGACUGUGUUCAUUUGAGAGCAAAGUAUAUCAGCAUUGAAACCCAACGUUUUCUCACCAGUACGAACAUUUGACCUCUUCAAUGGGGCAUGGAGAGUGUUUGCCAUACAUUCAUUCAUUAAUUGAUGAAAAAAUUAGAUAAAUCUUGAGUGCAGAGGGAAUAUGAUGCAAACUCAGGUCAUUUGUAAAACAUUGGAAAUGAUCAGGACUGAGUUGUUUUUAUCUCAUACGCACGACUUGAUAUUUGCUCACUGGCCAAACUUCCUGGCAUUAUUUUUACACAAUUUGAGUGUCAACGUUACUGGAAAUGCACUGUACCAGGUGUAUUUCCAAUGUGCAUGAAUAUUUGAAACAUACCACAUCUAUACAGUUUAAUUUUCCUUACUAAUUUAAAUACUGCAAUAAAUAUCGCAGGACAAAAAUAUAUUGUAAAGUCAUUUUUUUCCAAUAUUUUGCAGCCCUAGUAGUUUGUGUUUAAACUGGUAUGUUCACUGGUCAUACUGUUCCUAAAACAAGAAAUGCCCUGACUGGGAUUCAAUCCCUGGACCUUCUUUUUGUGAGGCGACAGAGCUAACCACUACACCACUGUACCGCCUAUCCACACCACUGUGCCGCCCAUUGGUUAUCCUUCAGCAUUGAAAAUUCCAAUGACUCCCUUAUUUUUGUGUGUUCUGGAUCACAGUAUCCAUAAUUUUGUCCGGAUCACCACCAAAAUGUAAUGGGAUCCUCCUGGGGCUGAGACGCACCUCUGGUGAAAAUUUUAGGUCAAUCCGUCUGUAACUUUCUCCGUAAAGUUGCUAACAGACAAACAAACAAACAAACAAACCAACGCUACUGAAAACAUAACCUCCUUGGCGGAGGUUAUAAGACAUUAGAAAUCACUGAAACAGAGAUCAGGCUGAAUCGUUGACCAAGCAGGAAAAUAAAGCUACUGAAACUCUAACCAUGAGUAACUCCUCAUAAAUUAUCCUCAUGACUAAUUCUUGAAUCAGAUUAAUGUUAGAUAAUGAUGUUUUUUAGGGAUUUAUCUCAUGUCACAAGCAGAUAUAACAGACACUUUCUGUUUUUGGUUUUCAGUUGGAGAAUGGUUGCCAUCUCAGUGCCACUAAUGCAGCGUACAUCCGGACGUGUUUGAUGCCCAAUGGGAAUGAAGUUGUGCCUGGCAACAUCCCUGUCUCCUGCCCAGAAGGACUACCCACCCUGCAAGACCCCCAGAAGUCUGGAUUCUUACUCUGAAAAGACAGAAGCUACAUUUUAGACAAGGGUGAGAGGAGAUGAGCAGGUACAGAAGGAAAGGCCUUUUUUCACGAAAACGAGGGGAAAAAAUCUUUAGAUUACACAACUGUCUAAAUGUUAUUUCUCUUUACUUUUGAUGGCAUCUUAUCUUAGAAAAAAAGAAGUGGUGUUACUUUUGUCACUCUGUGUGUUGUGGGCACACUGCAAUCUGACAGUCAGGCGUUUACUGUUUGUUUAUUGAUUUAACUUCAGCUCCUGAGCCAAAUGCAUCACCUUCUGAUCGGGCUUAAGGCUGGCUACUUCACACCAAAGGUCUCUUUAAUCUGCAUCACGCUGAUACUGAAGUCUCAGAGCUCAGAGUUUCUACACUGAUAGUUUCAGCUCUGAACUUUUCAGAUUGGAUUGAUGCCCUUUCAUUCUUGAACCAAUUUUCAAACAUAUCCUUUAUUUCAGAUUGUUUCCCUACUUUUCAAGGGGCUGUCGUUGUGUGAAAUGAUUUUAUACACGAUAUGUUGUCCCGUAAGACAGUAACGCACAAAGAGAUAGAGGUGCAGAAAACCUGAAUUUUAAGAAGACACUUCUUGACACUCGUUUGUGUCUUUUGGCGAUGCAAAUCUUCAAGUCUUCAAUGUCUUUCUUUUGACGAUGGCAUGCUUUUAAAAAACAGGCCUGUGGGUACAAUAAUAACAAAAAGAUUGGCAGUGAAGUGAAACCACAAGAGAAGGUUUUGAAGUGUGUGUCAAUAACAGAAUUCAAAAACACAAACUUCGUCUUCGUGGUAAACGUUACACGGGUAACUCAAGCUGCUGUCAUUACCGUACUAAUCACUAGACACGGCUGCUCAGUUUUCCUUUUUGCAUUUAUUGAUGCCCAGUGUUUCUCUGAAGACGUUCCUACAAACCGCCACGAGAUUCAGACGAAACAAACCAACAAAUUAUUUAAACCUCAGUGUUUGUCACUUAGAUGUAGAAGACCUGUAGGGUUAGUAGAUGUUUAUUCUGGUGCUUUACGUGUCAACAAACAGCAUUUCAUUCUUAAUAUUGUUCAGAUGAGAUUUUAAAACCCUGAAGGAAGAGCAGAAGUUUUUAUUUAUUGCUGCUGCCACAGGAGCAGCACCACUUUGUCGAUACUAAUGCUGCAUUUUAGCCUGUUUGAGGUUUACAUGAUGUUGUGCACUUACACGUUUAUACCGACAGAAUCAGAAAGGAUCUGAUUUGUAUGUCAACAGCACUGAAAUCAAGCAUAACAAAGCAUUUUGUGUUUCCUGUUCGGAGACAGUGUGAAAAUGUCCCGUGAAUGCCUUGUCUCAUCAGCCUCAGGCAAGUCGAGACUCUCACUCACUUUCUCAUGCAGUUGUGUCGUUGGGGAAACAGUGCACUUACAUGCACACAGUUAUCCAUUAAGGACCUAAUUAUGAAUAAUAGAUUAUAACUCUGGGCCGGAAAGGAAUUGCAUGUAAGUAUUUCUCAAGUUUGGUUUCCUGUGAUCAUGAUUGAGAGGAUAUGAAAGACCCUGUUUUUUUCUGUCUUGUGGAGACUGAAACCAAACCAUGUUAGUCCAGUCUGACCUAACAGAAAAAUGGACACUAGCUCUAAACUACAUGUCCUGAAAGUGUUUGACCUUCCACUGCAGUGUGAAGUCAAGUGUCAUGAGUUGGAAGAAAAUAAAAGAAACACCAUUUCAUUGUCCAACUUUAAAAGGUCUGCCGCUGAGACAUUUUUGUAUCUUUGUCGUUUUGUUUUGAAUGAAUUUCUCCAAGUGAGUAAAGACUAAACAACAAAACAAGAACAGUUUUUUAAGAUGGGACUACAUGAUUCAUAAGCUCAACUACUGGACCAGAGAUGGACUCUGCGUUCAUGUCAUACCAAGAAGAGAUUUGGCGUUUUGCUUGAGGUCAUUAUUAAGAAAGUGGAGUUCAUGUUUUAUAAAGUCAUGAGCAGCAGUUUGACCAGUUAUCCAAAAGUGUUUAAGUUUUUUUUUUUAUUACCACAGGCUUAAAAAGUCAUUUCACUGUGCUGAUAGCUGUUCCCCUGACAAGCCCAUUAGCUUGAAGAUGGUUAAAGAUCUGCCCUCUAUUACUCUGGCCCUCAACCAGUGAGUGAAGUGACGCUAGAGUUAUAUUCAGAUUGGGCACUUUAACUGGACUACUGUCCUUGUCCCAGUAAACAAACACUGUGACAAUAUGUCCCCUUUAAGCUGGUAACUGGACCUUCGCCUGGCUCACCUGUUAGAUCUCAUACCAAAAUAAUCCACACACAAGUUAGAAAGAGGCUAAUGAGUUUGCAUGUCGACCUUACAUCUCUGCACUUUCGUUCUUCGCUCUACUUUUGAUUAAAAUGAGAUAAACAUUAUCUCCGAGAUCAGGCAUAUUUAUUCAUGAACCAAUUUUGGUGACGAUCUGGCUUACCUUUUCACAUUUACGCUGAUAGACCUCCAGGUCAAAAUGUGCAUGCACAUAAUCCCCAGUCCAGAUUAAAUUCAAUGAACGUGUGUAAAUGUCGACUCCAAGAAGUCAACUUUUUUUUAAGGUCCAGUUUCAGUCAGACUAAUGCAGUAGCUUGCUUUUUUUCCCAUCAUGUAAUCACACUCUCAUUCCUGGUUUGACAUGAACGCAGUAUUCAUCAGACUGAAAAACAAACUCUAGACUGAUGGACUGAUUGGCUGGACGACAGACUGGACAGCAUUUAGCAUUUAGCACCGACUUGAAAACCAAACGAAAAAAAAACGUGAACACACGUGUCUGCAGUUGCUCCAUUGUUGAAUGUCUUGUGUAAAACUGUAAAGGCGUUUAAAACAUGAAGCUUUUAUCUCACUAUGAAAAGGUGCUUCAAGUGAAUCCUCAACCCUGGUAGAAAAGAGAUGCAUUUACAGGUUUUUCCUCUUUUUUUUGUAGUCUGACUUUUUCUUAUAAAAUAAAUAAUAACUGAUCAAAAUGUUGAUCAAAUGUAUGAAAUGAAAUCUUAGGACAUGACAAUCAUUUUCAUGGCGCUUUAAAAACAAAAGAAAAAUGGUUCUGUGUGUAUAGAUGUUGUUGUUUUUUUUUACUGUUGUUGUUGCGAGCACUACUUUGAAAUCACAGCUCUUACAAACUCUUUCUCCAGCACUGAAAGUAGUCUUGUAGUAAAAAGAAGCAUUUUAUGACUCUGUGUUGUACAAAUGAUAUUGUGUGUUAUAUCUUUGUGUUAUGUUUGAAGACACUUUAGCUCAAACGAUAUGGUGCCAUAACAGUAAUACAGGCCUGUCCGUUGUUCUGUAUGUGAAGAAACACUUUUUCUGAUAUUUAAGUUUCUUCAAAUCCACUUUUUUUCCACAAGAAAACAUUAAAAAGGACCUGUUUUAUACCUUCAUUUCAUUAUCAGCCAUUUUGUUGAAGUUGUAUUUGAACCAAACUGUCCA
This is a messenger RNA of Xyrichtys novacula (pearly razorfish), 27126 nucleotides long. Lineage: Eukaryota; Metazoa; Chordata; Actinopteri; Labriformes; Labridae. The record is from the annotation of a GenBank genome assembly.